Messenger RNA from Acaromyces ingoldii, 2050 nucleotides. RefSeq lists its product as hypothetical. The record is from RefSeq and is a predicted model, not a curated record. Gene Ontology annotation, molecular function: actin filament binding; calcium ion binding. The coding region runs from base 61 to 2037 and encodes 658 amino acids. NCBI's taxonomy places the organism in Eukaryota, Fungi, Basidiomycota, Exobasidiomycetes, Exobasidiales, Cryptobasidiaceae. Gene Ontology annotation, biological process: actin filament network formation; actin filament bundle assembly. The transcript is spliced from 2 exons. Gene Ontology annotation, cellular component: cytoplasm; actin filament bundle; actin filament.
GCACCACCAAGCGACUGAUAGCAAGUUGCAACAGGUGCUCCUGCUCGCGAUUCAACAACGAUGGAGGCCAUCAAGCUUCAGCGGAAAUAUCCUCAGUUCUCCCAAGAGGAGAUGAUGGGCCUCAUUGGCAAGUUCCGGUCCAUCGACAUCGAUGACAAGGGAAGCGUGGACCGGCAGAGUGUCAUGAAGGCCGUGCAGGACUCUGGCGAUGCAAAUUACGAUCAGGUGCGCGAGACGCUCAAGGAGGUCAACCUCGACUCUUCUGGCCGUGUGGAGCUCGAGGACUACGUCGAUCUGCUGGCCAAACUCCGGGCGGGAAGAAACGCGAGUGCAGGCGCGGUCACCAAGGGCAAAGUGACUGUGAAAGGGAGCAAUGCCAGCGUGCAGCACACGAUCAACGAGGAUGAGCGUACUGAAUUCACAAGGCACAUCAACUCGAGCCUCGCUGGCGAUGCGCACAUUGGCAGCAGGCUUCCGAUCCCCACCGACACCUUCCAGCUCUUUGACGAGUGCAGAGACGGUCUUGUUCUGUGCAAGCUCAUCAACGAUGCAGUCCCUGACACUAUCGACGAACGUGUACUCAACGUGGGCAAGGGUGGCAAGGGUCCCAAUGCAUUCCAGCAAACGGAAAACAACAACAUCGUCAUCACGUCCGCCAAGGCCAUCGGCUGCUCCGUCGUCAACGUCGGCGCCCAAGACCUCAUCGAUGGAAAGGAACACCUCAUCCUGGGACUCGUCUGGCAGAUCAUCCGGAGAGGUUUGCUUUCCAAGAUUGACUUGAAGAACCACCCGGAGCUGUACCGCCUCCUCGACGAAGGCGAGACGCUCGAAGAGUUUCUUCGGCUGCCGCCCGACCAGAUCCUGCUCCGAUGGUUCAACUACCACCUCAAGGCUGCCAACUGGCCUCGCAGGGUGCACAACUUCGGCAAGGACGUGUCCGACGGCGAGAACUACACGGUGCUUCUUAAUCAGCUCAAGCCAGAGUCGUGUGACCGGGCCCCGCUCCAGCAGACGGAUCUUCUACAGCGUGCCGAGAUGGUGCUGCAGCGUGCAGACGCCAUUGGCUGCCGCAAGUACCUGACACCUGGAUCCAUGGUGGCCGGCAACCCCAAGCUCAACCUGGCCUUCGUCGCCCACCUCUUCAACACAUGGCCUUGCUUGGAUGCGCUCGAGGAGCCACCGCCAAUGGAGAUUGAGGACUUCGACGCCGAAGGCGAGCGAGAGGCGCGAGUCUUUACUCUCUGGCUCAACUCGCUCGAUGUCGACCCGGGUGUAUACAAUCUCUUUGAGGACCUCAAGGAUGGUACGGUUAUUCUUCAGGCCUUUGACAAGGUCGUGCCUGGUUGCGUUGCUUGGCGUCGGGUCAGCAAGCCGAAAGAAGGCCAAGAAUUGAGCCGGUUCAAGAUGGUGGAAAACACCAACUACGCAGUGGACCUGGCAAAGGCGAAUCAGAUGCACAUUGUUGGCAUUCAAGGCGCAGACAUUGUCGACGGCACACGCACUUUGACCCUCGGCCUGGUCUGGCAGCUCAUGAGGCUCAACAUCUCAAACACGCUGAGGUCUCUCGGCAAGGGCGGAAAGGGCGUGACGGACCAGGACAUGAUUGCUUGGGCCAACAACGUCGUCAAGCAGAAUGGCAAGACCUCGACGAUGCGCUCGUUCAAGGAUCCGUCGAUCAAGAAUGCAGUCUUCUUCCUCGAUCUCCUCGACGGCCUGAGAAAGGGCAUUGUCGACUAUAGCCUCGUCACGCCCGGCGCAAACGAGGAAGAGUGCAGAAUGAAUGCCAAGCUCGCCAUCUCCAUUGCUCGCAAGCUCGGCGCUCUCAUCUUCUUGGUUCCCGAGGACAUCGUCGAGCUGAGGCAGCGGCUGAUCCUCACGUUUGUUGGAAGCUUAAGUGGGUUGCCUCGCUUCUUCCUGCACUUUUUCCAGACUGACCAGUCCCCUUACCCUCUUGACAGUGGCCAUGCAAGCGUAAAGAAAGCAGACUUUGGGCGUGGUAUGCUUUGGAAUGUCACUCUUGAAUACCGAAUUGGAUAAAAUUCUUCGUUCU